AUGAGUGUAAGCCAUGUCAUCCGGACGGCAAGUUCCUAUCAAGACAUCACCGACCAAUCUGAAGCCCAAGAAGAUGCACGCUCCCUUGACUUGCGCAAGUCUUUGCAAGACGAGCUGAUGCAGGCUUCCGAGACCGAAGAGGAGGCCGAGAGUCCUGAGACUGCCAAAGCGGAGACGAAGGGAGCCAAUCCUUCUCUUCCUGAGGAUGACGAUGAUUCCGGCGAGGAUGAGAUAUGGUACGGAAACGAUGAGGGUCCUCCAGAGCUGGGUGGCUCCGAGGACGACGAGAGCGAGGAGAGUUCCUUCAUGGACGAUGAUGAGAUCGAGGGAGCAGCUGCACUGCGCAGCGAGCAGGAAAGUCAAGAUGCGAUACUGGACUGGUGGUGCCAACGCCAGCUGCUCCGGAUACUUAGACGCCUGGUCCGCCUACCGAAGGCCGGGCCAUUCAAGGAGCCGCUCCCUUGGCAGGAGCUGGGACUUGAAGACUAUCCUGAGGUCAUCACGAAUCCGAUCGAUCUUAGGACCAUUGCAGAACGACUCGACACUGGCGACUACCAGGAUGAGGAGGGCUUCGUCAACCCCGACUUCUUCUGGCAGGACAUCGCAGCGUGCUGGGAGAACUGCAAAAUCUACUACGAGGAGGAUCCUGAGAUUGAGGCCGUUCGCAUGGCGGAGGAGAUGCGCCUGGAUGCUGAGAAGAUGGAGGAGGAGUUCUGGCGGGAUCUGGAAAAGUUUGAAGCUUCUCUGGAUCGCGUGAAAGGGGCGGCUUUGAGCAAAGUCGCUGCAGUUGCCGACGUUGCCAAAGGAGCGGUCGAGGAUGCUGCCAAGCAAGCCAUGCAAGAGUCAAAGAAGCUCGCUAAGCGUGCACAAGACUGGUGGAACAAACUCCGUGGGAAGAAGGGUGAAGAGCUGCAAGAGCAGCGGGACAUCCAAGUUCUCGAGCUGGCCAAGAACGAGAAACCCCGUCUUCGCGAUCAUUUCCUGGAGAUGCUGAAGCUUCGCUUCCGGAUGGAUGGCUGGGAGGACCUCCUGGGAAUAGAAGAGGAGGUGAUCGUCGGAAUGCGUCAGCAUUGGCCCUUCCUGGAGGAGGAGUCAGACCUUUUGGACUACCCAAAGCCACAGCCAGCCUCGCGCUACGCGCUGGAACACAUCGCUGUGGAGAGGCUUCUGCCCACCAAGUACGUUGCCUGUAUCCAAGGCGGCACCGAAAGGCGUCCAAAGCGCGGCGAGUCUUUGGCCAGCUCCAGGAGCAGCAUGCGCUCCUCCCGGACGCUUCCAGGGUCACGCCGGAAUUCUGUGGAGAGCUCCCGAGCGGGUUCUCGCGGAGGAUCGAGGGCGCAAUCGCCAGCGAGGUCCGAAACUUCUACGAGCAGGCACACGCCGAGAUCUCACAGGUCCGACGGGUCGCUGUCGGCCUUCUCGCAUGGCUCGGAGGGCGCCAAGUUGAUGACGCGGGCCGUCCGAGCAUCCAUCCUCGAGACUGGUCUAACCGAGGUUCCUGGCGUCGACACGUCCUCGGAGUCCGACCAACCCGGUAGUGCUGCGGCCCCCUCUGUACAGCGACUGUCGACGUUGAUGCCUCCAAGAGGUCAGCGGCCCUCAGUCGUGCCUGAAGCGUCGAUCAAACUCCUGGGGCAGCAAUCUGGGUAA
Symbiodinium sp. CCMP2456 is the source of this 1650-nucleotide messenger RNA. Lineage: Eukaryota; Dinophyceae; Suessiales; Symbiodiniaceae. The record is from the annotation of a GenBank genome assembly.